ACUUCUCAGUGCCUGUUUUAUCACCAGUUCUCUUGCAGGAAAAACCAACAGGGAGCUGAGGCUCACGGCUGGUGAAAACAACUGCAGUGGGAGAGUGGAAGUGAAAAUCCAGGAGGAGUGGGGGACCGUCUGCAGUAGCGGCUGGGGGGCAGAGGCCGUCUCUGUGAUCUGUCGGCAGCUGGGAUGUCCAACUGCCAUCAUGGCCACCGGAUGGGCUAAUUUCACAGCAGGCUCCGGACGCAUUUGGAUGGACCAUGUUUCUUGUCAAGGGAAUGAAUCAGCUCUUUGGGAUUGCAAACACGACGGGUGGGGAAAGCACAACUGCACUCACCAACAAGACGCCGGUGUGACCUGUUCAGAUGGAUCGGAUUUGGAGAUGAGAUUGAUGAAUGCAGGAAACCGGUGUUUGGGAAGAAUAGAGGUGAAAUUCCAAGGACGGUGGGGGACAGUGUGCGAUGAUAACUUCAACAUAGACCAUGCCACUGUGGUCUGUAAACAACUGGGGUGUGGAAGUGCUGUCAGUUUCUCGGGUUCAGCUAAUUUUGGAGAAGGUUCUGGACCAAUCUGGUUUGAUGACCUUGUAUGCAAUGGAAAUGAGUCAGCUCUCUGGAACUGCAAACACCAAGGAUGGGGAAAGCAUAACUGUGAUCAUGCGGAGGAUGCCGGAGUGAUUUGCUUAGACGGAGCAGAUCUGAGUCUGAGACUGGUGGAUGGAGUCUCCAACUGUUCAGGAAGAUUAGAAGUGAAAUUCCAAGGAGAAUGGGGGACGGUAUGUGAUGACGGCUGGGACAGUAGUGACGCUGCUGUAACGUGUAAGCACAUGGGAUGUCCGACUGCCGUCACCGCCACCGGCAGAGUUAAUGCCAGUGCGGGAUCUGGACACAUUUGGCUUGACAGCGUUUCCUGCCAGGGUGACGAAUCUGCUCUCUGGCAGUGUAGACACCGCGAAUGGGGAAAACAUUACUGCAAUCAUAAUGAAGAUGCUGGUGUGACGUGUUCAGAUGGGUCGGAUCUGGAGCUGAGACUGAAAGGUGGGGGCAGCCGCUGUGCUGGGACGGUGGAGGUGGAGAUUCAGAAGCUGGUAGGGAAGGUGUGUGACAGAGGCUGGGGCCUGAAAGAAGCCGAUGUGGUCUGCAAGCAGCUGGCAUGCGGCUCUGCCCUCCAGACUUCCUACCAAGGAUUCUCCAAAGUCAAGCCAACAAGCACAUGGCUGUUUUUAAGCAGCUGUCAUGGAAAUGAAACUUCUCUUUGGGACUGCCACAAUUGGCAAUGGGGUGGACUUUCCUGUGACCAUUACGAAGAAGCCAAAAUUACCUGCUCAGGCCACAGGGAACCCAGACUGGUUGGAGGGGACAUCCCCUGCUCUGGUCGUGUGGAAGUGAAGCAUGGAGACACGUGGGGCUCCGUCUGCGACUCUGAGUUCUCCCUGGAAGCGGCCAGUGUCGUGUGCAGGGAGUUACAGUGUGGCACUGUCGUCUCUAUCCUGGGGGGAGCUCACUUUGGAGAAGGAAGUGGACAGAUCUGGGCUGAAGAGUACCAGUGCGAGGGACACGAGUCCCACCUCGCACUCUGCAAAGUGGCGCCCCAGCCGGAUGCAACUUGCAGCCAUCGCAGGGACGUUGGAGUGAUCUGCUCAAGAUACACAGAAAUCCGCCUGGCGGAGGGCAAGUCCAAGUGUGAGGGAAGAGUGGAGCUCAAGAUGCUGGGGACCUGGGGAUCCCUCUGCAGCUCUCACUGGGACAUGGAAGACGCCCACGUGUUUUGCCAGCAGCUCAAGUGCGGAGUUGCCCUUUCCAUCUCAGGAGGAGCACAUUUUGGGAAAGGAAACGGCCAUGUCUGGAGGCACAUGUUUCACUGCACGGGGACGGAACAGCACAUAGGAGACUGUCCCAUCACCGCCCUGGGGGCACCCCCGUGCUCUGCAGGGCAAGUGGCCUCUGUAGUCUGCUCAGGAAACCAGUCCCAGACCCUGUCCCCAUGCAAUGCAUCGUCUCCGGAUCCCACCAGCUCUACCGUUCCAGAAGAAAGUGCCGUUCCCUGCAUAGCGAGUGGUCAAAUUCGCCUGGUAAACGGAGGAGGUCGCUGUGCCGGGAGAGUGGAGGUCUACCAUGAGGGCUCCUGGGGUACCAUCUGUGAUGACAGCUGGGACCUGAGUGACGCCCACGUGGUGUGCAGACAGCUGGGCUGUGGAGUGGCCAUUAAUGCCACUGGUUCUGCCCACUUUGGGGAAGGAACAGGGCCCAUCUGGCUGGAUGAGGUGAACUGUAAUGGAAAGGAAUCCCAUAUCUGGCAGUGCCACUCCCAUGGCUGGGGACGGCAGAAUUGCAGACACAAGGAGGAUGCGGGAGUCGUCUGCUCAGAGUUCAUGUCUCUGAGACUAACCAGUGAAACCAGCGAAAAGACCUGUGCAGGGCGCCUGGAAGUUUUCUACAAUGGAGUCUGGGGCAGCGUUGGCAGGAAUAACAUGUCUGCAAACACCGUGGGCGUGGUUUGCAGGCAGCUGGGCUGUGCAGACAAAGGGACCAUCAACCCUGCGUCUUUAGACAAGACCAAUUCCAGGCCUAUGUGGGUAGACAAUGUUCAGUGUCCAAAAGGACCAAAUGUGUUGUGGCAGUGCACGUCGGAUCCAUGGAAGCAGAGAUUGGCCAGCCCCUCAGAGGAGACCUGGAUCACGUGUGCCAACAAGAUCAGACUUGAAGAAGGAACUACCAAUUGUUCUGGACGUGUGGAGGUCUGGCACGGAGGAUCGUGGGGGACGGUGUGCGAUGACUCCUGGGACAUUGACGACGCUCAGGUGGUGUGCCGACAGCUGGGCUGCGGCUCAGCUCAGGAGGCGCUGAAAGAAGCAGCCUUUGGUCAGGGGACUGGACCCAUAUGGCUCAGUGAAAUGAAGUGCAAAGGAAAUGAGUCUUCCUUGUGGGAUUGCCCUGCCAGGCCCUGGGGGCACAGUGACUGUGGGCACAAGGAGGACGCUGCUGUGAGGUGCUCAGAGAUUCCAGAGAUCAAAGAACCACUAAAUACUGCAGGUCACAAGUUCCUUACUGCUUUCGGGAUCAUCCUGGGGAUCGUUCUGUCGGCUGGUCUCAUUGCAUUGCUCUUCUGGAUUCAGAAGCAAAGACAGAGGCAGCGGCUCACAGUUUUCUCAAGAGGAGAGAGUCGUGUCCACCAAAUUCAAUACCGGGAGAUGAAUUCUAGCCUCAAGGCGGAUGAUCUGGACCUGCUGAAUUCCUCAGGGGACCAUUCUGAGGCACACUGAAAAGGAAAAUGGGAACUUCUAACCCAGUGAGUUCAGCCUUUACGAUACCUUGACGAAGACCGGGCCGAAUGAUUGGAGCAAGAAUCCACCUCGUUCACUGAAAAUUACAGUGUGUUUCCAUAAAGCCCUUUGUCCUCUCAUAUUCCAAAGACUGCUGCUGAAUUUAUAAAAAUUAAGUUUGUGAAUGUGACUACUUAAUGGCGUGUAUAAGACUUUGAAAGGGAUUAAAUAGAAAAAAAAUUGCUGA
Messenger RNA from Tupaia belangeri chinensis (Chinese tree shrew), 3503 nucleotides. RefSeq names its product CD163 molecule (gene CD163). Gene Ontology annotation, cellular component: membrane; external side of plasma membrane. NCBI's taxonomy places the organism in Eukaryota, Metazoa, Chordata, Mammalia, Scandentia, Tupaiidae. The record is from RefSeq and is a predicted model, not a curated record.